Molecule: messenger RNA, 885 nt
Organism: Paramecium sonneborni
Lineage: Eukaryota; Ciliophora; Oligohymenophorea; Peniculida; Parameciidae
Source: the annotation of a GenBank genome assembly
AUGCAUUAAACAAUCUAACAAUGGAAAAAGGUUAAAUCAAAUAUGCAAUCUAGAUUUCCUAAUCUUAAGAGUACUUUUGACUCAAUAGAUAAAAAGAAAAAUGGUACAAUAGACAUAGAAGAAUUUACUUAAGAACUUCAAUCUAACCAUGGAAUUACUUCUAGUAGGUAAAAACUUCACAUAAUCAAUUUUAGUUAAAUCUUACAAAUCUUUAAUUUUAUAAAUUCUUCAAAUAAUUCAGAGAUUACUAGAGAAUAAUUUGAAAAAGUAUGGAUGUUCGAUGACACUUAAUUAUCUAAGUAAGAGUAGGAACACUAAAAUUAAAAAUAAUAAAUUAAAACAUACUUACAUCCUCAGAAAUCAAUUACACUCACAACAUCUGGAACUUCAUAAUAAUUUUCUAAUCUCUUUGAUAGUUAUAAAUCAAAUAAUUCUCCUACUAAAUAUAUCAACAUCUAAGGAGAUUUUACUAUCAAUUAAUUUAGUACUCCUCCUAUAUUAGAUAAAACAGUUUCUCCAUUAAAAGUCAUUUCUCCACCAAAAUUAGAAUAAUAACCAAAAAUUAAAUAAGAUGCAAAGGACAAUAAAUUUAAAGAAAUGUAAAGAUAAAUUACAAGCUUAUUUAAUUACAAAAAUGAAUAAUAGAAUACUAUUCCCUUAUGUAAAUCAAACUUUGAUGGCUUUUUGAAUACCAUUAAGCUUGGAGGAAGUAAAAAAACUUGUAUAAAUAAUACAUCAAAAACUAAAUCACCAUUUUUAUGUAAUUAAAUUUCGUUGUAAAAUUAUGCCUUUUAAUUUAAUGAUAUGAAAAUGUAAUUCAAUUCAAAGUAUAAUGGUGAAAAGACAAACAAUGUAAUGAAAACCUAUAUUUAUAAUAAAAAAUGA